UUUUCAAGAUGGCGCCGGACUGGCCGGAGUGCCGCUGCUGUGGAACCGUUGAGGGGAUUUAAUUAAUCUGCUGCUCGGCGGAGACGUGAAAUUCUCCACAAAAGAGACAGAAAACCGUGUUUUUAACCCGUCGAGCGGCCGCGGAGAGCGACAUGCGGGCUGUCAGGUAGCGGCCGGAGGCUGAAGAUGUUCUCCUCUUCCUCCGGGAACAACAGGACCUGCUGCCGCCGCCGGAGCUCCGGGCCCACCGGGCAGCGCCAACACACGCCCGGCGCCGAGGCUCGCUGGUCGGCCUGAGCCGCCAUGGAGACCCGGGGGGAGACCGGAGGGUUGGCCGUCGACCUGAACGAGAACGAGGAGGACGGAGGGGGCCACAAGCCGCACCAGGGGGGUCUGAAGGAGCAGCUAGCGGGGGGGCAGGGUCACAUCUCCGGGACCGGGACCGGGACCGGGAGGGGGGUCCACACGGAGCACCACAGGGGGGUCACCGGGCUGGAUGUGGAGGUCCUCCCGGGGGGAGACCACGGCGGCCUGAACGGAUUCACUGAGUCACUGCUCGGUCAGGAGGAGGUGGUCGGAGGAGGAGGAGGAGGAGGAGGAGGAGGCCGAGCUUCCUGUCCAGCUGGGCUCGUCGGGGGUCGAGUUUCAGCCGAGAUGAGGCAGCAUCCUGCGGGGGGGUCCCCCGGUCCCGGCCCCUCCUCCCAGGAGGAGCAGGAGGAGGCGACUCCUCGGACUCCUUGUCUCCUCCUGGACCGGCUGGGGAUGCUCCAGCUGAGCCCCCCCGCCGAGCCCCUCCAGGGUCCAGGUGUGGGCAUGCCUAACGGGGGCAGCCCUGGACCGGACCCCCCCUCCUACUGUAAACAGGGUACCGGGGGGUUCUCCUGCUCCAGCCCGGUUCUCCCGGGACAAACCGUCUCCUCUGGGGAGGAAGUGAGAGUGUCCAACGGUGGGUUCCACAUCGUGACGUCCACUAGGGACUCUUGUGACUGGGACUCGGACUUGUCCGAAGACAUUUAUCUAGGGGCUACGUUGGGGGCCGGGGUCGGGUUCUGCAGCGGGACAUUGGUGCCCCAGUGCCCCGGGGAGGAGGCACCGGAUCCCCCUCACCCCUCGGACCCCUCCUCAGACUCCCCCCAGCUGGGAUCAAGUGCCAAACCCUGCCCCCCCAACGUGAACGGGGACAGCCCUCUGUCCGAGCCCACCAUCCUGCAGGAGGAUGAUGAUGAUGAGGAGGAGGGCUUCCGGGACCUCAGUUUCCCCGUCAGGCCCCAGACUCUGAGGACUAACCCCAACCUGGUGGUGUCCCUCAGCUGUGACGCCACGCCGCUGUCCCCGGACGACGAUGGAGGCUUUUAUUUUGGGGAGGAGGGCUACGAGGAGGACUUCCGGAGCGUGCUGGAGGCGGGUCGCAGGCAGAGCGCCCCGGACAAGCUGCCGGACCUUCACAAGGACCCGGACAGCUCCGAGACCAAGAUGAUGCCAAAGAGGUUCGGCAUCGCAGAUUUCUUCACCAGGAGCCUGUUUUCUAGGAAACCCAAAGAGCCGAAGGCGUCCCACAAUGCAACAGGGUGGCGUCUGUUUGGGAAGACGGCAGCCAGAGAAGAAGAGCAGAACCAGGAGCAGCAGAGUCCCCAGGAGGACCAGGACCAGGACCCGGAGACGGAGACGGACUCGUGUCCUCAGCUCCCUCCGGCUGGAGGACGGAGGAAGAACCUGGAGUUUGAGCCUCUUUCCACCACAGCGCUCAUCCUGGAGGACCGGCCCUCGAACCUUCCUGCUAAAUCUCUGGAGGAAACUCAGAGGCACAAAAUGGAAUAUGAGGAGAUGGUGGCAGGAGCCAAGAGGAGAGAGAUGAAGGAGGCUCAGAGGAAGAAGCGUCAGAUGAAGGAGCGCCACCGUCAGGAGGACAGCAUCUCCAACGCCAUGGUGGUGUGGAACACCGAGAUCCUGCCGCACUGGGACACCAUGAAGGGGACGAGGCGGGUCAGGGACCUGUGGUGGCAGGGUCUCCCCCCCAGCGUCAGAGGGAGGGUCUGGAGCCUCGCCAUCGGCAACGAGCUCAACAUCACUCCAGAGCUGUAUGAGAUCUUCCUGUCCAGAGCCAAAGAGAAGUGGAGGAGCUACAGCGAGACGAGUUCAGUCAACGACAACGAGAGCGACGGAGGAGCCUCUCUGGCCGACAGAGAAUCCAGUCUGGAUCUCAUCAAGCUGGACAUCUCCAGAACCUUCCCCUCGCUCUUCAUCUUCCAGAAGGGCGGUCCCUACCACGACCUCCUCCACAGCGUCCUGGGAGCCUACACCUGCUACAGACCAGACAUCGGAUACGUUCAGGGCAUGUCGUUCAUCGCGGCGGUCCUGAUCCUGAACCUGGAGGAGGCCGAGGCCUUCAUCACCUUCGCCAACCUGCUCAACAAACCGUGUCAGAUGGCGUUCUUCAGGGUCGACCACGAGCUGAUGUUGAAGUAUUUUGCAGCCUUCGAGGUUUUCUUUGAGGAGAAUCUUCCUCGUCUCUUCAGUCACUUCCAGAUCAACAACCUGACCCCUGACCUCUACCUGAUCGACUGGAUCUUCACCCUCUACAGUAAGUCCCUCCCUCUGGACGUGGCGUGUCGGGUUUGGGACGUCUUCUGCCGGGACGGCGAGGAGAGUUUGUUCCGGACCGGACUCGGCAUCCUGCGUCUGUUCGAGGACGUCCUGCUGCAGAUGGACUUCAUCCACAUCGCCCAGUUCCUGACCCGGCUCCCCGAGGACCUGCAGGCCCACACGCUCUUCACCGCCAUGGCCAACACGCACAUGAUCAGCAGGAACCGCCGCUGGGCUCAGGUGUUUUCUGCGUUGAUGAAGGAUGGAAUCAAAGAGGAUAAAAACAGCAGCCCGGCUCUGAGAAGCUAACACUAGCUCACCCUGACGCUAACACCUCCAAACUAAACGACUUUGGAGCCGGAAGACGAACUCUCUGGACGUCGGACUGAUCCUCUGCAGAAGGAAUCAUCGUUUUGGUUCGUGUCACUACUCCACCAGCUCACUGAAGCUGGGAAUUAACCCCUGAGUGGGAGAAUCUCCUGUUAUUCCUGCUCUAUAAACACCACUAACAGCAUCGGCCCUGAGUAAUUCUAAAGACUCCAAAUCUCUGUUUUCGGUGCUAAUGAUUUUUAAGAACGACCUUUAAUUCUAACUGUAGGUCCUGUAGGUUUUGAUCUUACACUAUUAUUAAUUUGCUGCAUUUUUUUUAGCUUUGAAAACAACGAGGGGAAUCUGCAGAAGCAUGGCUGAAGCUAAUAUAAUAUCAUGAGACACUUUAAGCUCUGCAGGCGACACAUUGGGAACAUUUUCUAGUAAUUAUUAAGGAAUCACAUCUCAUCAAGUGCAAGCAAACUAAAUAUUCAGUGUUUUAUUUUAACGUUUUUACAGGAAAAUGAAUUAUUAUUAUUAUUAUUCCAUGGUCCUCUCGAGGCUCCAGGAGGCUUUUCUACACGUGUUAAAUACUUUAAAAUAUCCUCAAUAUCUAAAUCAAACUGUUUAAGGAGGUAAAUAUCAUUCUAAGUGUUCAGUAACACACAUUUUUAUAGGUUUUAGACUAAAUAAUAUGGUGGCCCUGAGAGCUCACAGUGCUGCAACUGAAGAAAACACAAAACACAACAAACUGAGAAAACAUCUUCAACAAUCUGACAACACAAGAGCAGCAUUUAGAAAACAAGGACC
This is a messenger RNA of Centropristis striata (black sea bass), 3702 nucleotides long. It is a transcript of the gene tbc1d12a, whose product is annotated as TBC1 domain family, member 12a. The record is from RefSeq and is a predicted model, not a curated record. The transcript has 13 exons. The coding region runs from base 304 to 2892 and encodes 862 amino acids. NCBI's taxonomy places the organism in Eukaryota, Metazoa, Chordata, Actinopteri, Perciformes, Serranidae.